Vidua chalybeata is the source of this 1800-nucleotide messenger RNA. RefSeq names its product phosphatidylinositol 5-phosphate 4-kinase type-2 gamma-like. NCBI's taxonomy places the organism in Eukaryota, Metazoa, Chordata, Aves, Passeriformes, Viduidae. Gene Ontology annotation, molecular function: phosphatidylinositol kinase activity. Gene Ontology annotation, biological process: phosphatidylinositol metabolic process. The record is from RefSeq and is a predicted model, not a curated record.
GCGGCGGAAGCGGCGGCCAUGGCGGCGGCGGCGGGUCCCUGUCCCGGCCCUGGCCCCGGGCCCGGCCCCGGCGCCGCCCGCACGAAGAAGAAGCAGAAGCGCUUCGUGCCGCAGCGCGUGAAGCUGCCCCGGGCCGCGGACCCGCUGCUGGCCGUGCUGGCCUGGGGGGUCACGCACCAGAUCAACGAGCUGAGCCAGGUGCCGCUGCCCGUGAUGCUGCUGCCCGACGACUUCAAGGCCAGCUCCAAAAUCAAGGUCAACAACCACCUGUUCAACAGGGAGAACCUGCCCAGCCACUUCAAGUUCAAGGAGUACUGUCCCCAGGUGUUCCGCAACCUGCUGCGAGCGCUUCGCCUCGACGACCAGGACUACCAGGCGUCCCUGGCGCGGAGCCCCCCGCGCUGGGCGGGCAGCGGCCGCCGCCUGCUGCUCUCGGCCGACCGGACGCUGGUGCUGAAGGAGCUGUCGAGCGAGGAUGUGGCCGACGUGCACGGGCUGCUGUCCCACUACCACCAGUACGUGGUGCAGUGCCACGGGCAGACGCUGCUGCCGCGGUUCCUGGGCAUGUACCGCGUGAGCGUGGACAGCGAGGACACCUACCUGCUGGUCAUGAGGAACCUCUUCAGCCACCGCCUGCCCGUGCACAGGAAGUACGACCUCAAGGGCUCCCUGGUGGACAGAGAGGCCAGUGACAAGGAGAAGGGCAAGGAGCUGCCCACCCUGAAGGACGUGGAUUUCCUCAACAAGAACGAGAAGGUUGUGGAGGAGGAGCAGCAGCGCGAGUUCAUGGACAAGCUCAAGAGGGAUGUGGAGUUCCUGGUGCAGCAGAAGCUGAUGGACUACAGCCUGCUCCUGGGCAUCCACGAGGUGGAACGGGGCGAGCAGGAGGAGGAGGAGGAGCUGGAGGAAGAGGAGCCCGGGGGGGGCGAUGAGGGGGGGCUGGGGGGCCCCUAUGGCACCUCCCCGGAGGGGCUGGGGGGGCUCCUCAACUCCUACCGGCCCCUGGGGCCCGGGGAGUUCGACCCCUGCGUGGACGUGUACGCCCUGCGCGGGGCCGAGGGAGCCCCCCGGCGCGAGGUUUAUUUCAUGGGGCUCAUCGACGUCCUCACCCAGUACGACGCCCGCAAGAAGGCGGCGCACGCGGCCAAGACCGUCAAACACGGGGCCGGAGCCGAGAUCUCCACGGUGCACCCCGAGCAGUACGCCAAGCGCUUCCUGGACUUCAUCACCAACAUCUUCGCCUGAGGGGGGGCCCGGCCCCUCCCGCGGGACCAAACCCCCCACGCCCACGACCCCCCAGUGGGGUUUCACUACUCAAGUGCCUUAACUUUAUGUAAGGGGGUCCUGGGGGGCUCUGGCCCCAGCACUGGGGGGGGGCUGGGGUGCCCCCCCCCCCCCACACACAAGGGGCUCUGGGACCUUUCUGCCCCCUCCCAAAGCGGGGAGGGGGUCAAACACUACUUGCCCCACAGUGGGGGGGUGAAAGGCCCCCCCCAGCCAUGACCUCCCGGGGGGGGGGCAGCCCCCACCCCUCUUCCCAGGGAGGCUGGGGGAUGCUCCCUGCCCCCCUCCGUGUGGGACCCGGGGGGGCUCCACAGCUCCCCCCCUUUACUGCAGCUCCCGGGGGGCAGGGGGGAGGACCCCGGCCCGGUGGGACCCCCGGGGGGGGUUGGGGGUCGAGGCCCGCCGGGCUGACACCCCCGUCCCCGUUUGUGGGAGUGUCGUGUGUCGCGUCCCCCCCACCCCGUUUGUGGGGCUCCUUGCCCCGCUCUGUACCGAGAAAUAAAUUAUUGAACCGGC